AACUCAUCAAUACAAUCAAAACUUCAUACUAUUAUGAGUAUCAUCAUGUCUUCAAAAUUACCAUCUUCUUUUCUUUCUGUUUCAGUAAUAGUUGCUCUCUUGCUGGCAACUACUGAACUAGUGACCUCUCAGAAAACAACUUCCUUCGACUUUCAAAAUUUCACUUCUGGUCAAUCUGAUUUAAUCAUGCAAGGUAGUACCGCGAUUUUACCAAAUGGGGUAAUGGCCCUAACCAACCUUUCUAAACAAAGUACUGGACGGGUGUUGUAUUCAAAUCCAGUGACUAUUUGGGAUAGUACUACUGGACAUGUCGCUAGCUUCGUUACUUCCUUUACCUUCACGGUUGAGGAUUAUCAAGGUUAUAAACAAGCCGAUGGACUCAUCUUCUUUCUUGCACCACAAGACACCGUAAUUCCUCACAACUCUGUGGGUUCAAAACUCGGAGUAGUUGAUGGGAAAAAUGCUUUCAAUCAAUUUGUUGGUGUCGAGUUUGAUAGUCAUGCCAAUAAGUUAGUGUUUGAUCCCAAUUAUGCACAUAUUGGAAUUGAUGUUAACUCAGUAAUAUCAUCCAGUACAACACCAUGGAACAGGGUGAGUGGGUCAUUGGUGAAAGUAAGUAUAAUCUAUGACUCUCCCUCUAACACAUUGAGUGUUGUUGCCACUAACAGCAAUGGUCAAAUUUCUACUCUUGCUGAUGUUGUUGAUUUGAAAGCUGUUCUCCCACCGAACGUUAGGGUUGGUUUUUCUGGAACAGUUACAGCUGUCGGCCGCCAAUUGCAACAGAUUCAUUCAUGGUCUUUCACUUCAACCUUGGCAUGAUUGGUCUCCUACGUACGUUAUGUAUGCAUGCAUGCAUGGAGAUUGUGAUAUAUAAUAACUAGUAUGGCUAAACAAAAGUCCAUAUUAGAUUGUGAUAAUAACUAGUAUGCCUAAACAAUAGACCAUACUAGAUUGUGAUAGUAACUUGUAUGGCUAAACUCCCUCAAGAAAAGAAAAAGAAAAAAAAACUAGUAUGGCUAAACUAGAUUGUGAUAAUAACUGGUAUGGCUAAA
This is a messenger RNA of Medicago truncatula (barrel medic), 1052 nucleotides long. Its product is annotated as putative bark agglutinin LECRPA3. The transcript has a single exon. Bases 34 to 819 code for a protein of 261 amino acids. The record is from RefSeq and is a predicted model, not a curated record. NCBI's taxonomy places the organism in Eukaryota, Viridiplantae, Streptophyta, Magnoliopsida, Fabales, Fabaceae. Gene Ontology annotation, molecular function: carbohydrate binding.